AUGACAGCAGGUGAACCACGUGACAUCACAUGCACAGUACGAGGGGCACGCCCACCGGCUCUCAUUGAGUGGCGCACCGAUGCUGAACAUAUCCAUGUCAUGGAUCAGGGCAAUGUUGUUAAAGGUCAAAGCUACAUAUCUCACAGGGGAGCCACGAUAACACCUUCUAAAGAUUACCACAACAGAAUUAUUCGCUGUCUGGCGUCCCAUCGGGAACUGCAAAAUGUACUCCAAGCAACCAUUCUUCUCAAUGUUCAAGAAUUGCAGCUCUCGGCUUCCUCCAACAUAAGCAACCUAUUGGAUACCCCAACUUUAGUCGUCUUUCAAAACGUUCCAGCCUUCAUCACCUGCAAGUGUCUGGGGUCUCGUCCAGUUGCCAUACUCUUCUGGGAACUUGGAGAUACAGUGGUCACGGAAGGCGUCACAUCUUCCGUUACCCCAAAUAGCAUGGAUAAGAGUUUAUUUGAUGCAGAGAAUACUCCGCAAAUGAGUGGUACCGGUGAUCUGCAAGAUGGGAUGUCCGCAUCGGUCACAUGCAUUGUCAACAACGGAUAUCCAGCGCCUAUAUUUCAGUGGAACCUAGGAACGGCCGAUCUAACCAAUAAGUCAGCAACAGAAAAUGAACUGAAUGAAUAUAAUAGGAUGUAUACAAGGAGUGUGCUCACGUUCACACCAAAGAAGAGCGACCACGGCCAAUACCUUGCCUGUGAGGUCUUUCAGCCUGAAGCUCAGCCUACGUGGUUUAGGAGCGUGAGGAAAACGAUCGAGAUUUCAUAUCCUCCCGUCAUUGUCGACUUGUCAGCUCGUCGAAGUUCGGAUGGUGAAGGGAGAAUGUAUGCACUACUUACAUGCCAGGUAGAUGCUAGACCUCCAGCCUGUAUCUUCGAGUGGUUCUUUAAUGGAUCAAAGCUGGAAAAUAACACCAAAAUAGCGGUCCAUCAAUGGGACUUCCAAGAAACUGAAAUGGUUACAAGUACGCUGAUGAUCGGUAAUCCAAAGGUGAUCAAUGAAGGAAAUUAUAAAUGCCUGACCAGGACAUCAAUGGGUAACGACAGUGCUGCUAUCUACUUUACCUUCCCGAGUGAGUAG
Messenger RNA from Strongylocentrotus purpuratus (purple sea urchin), 1089 nucleotides. RefSeq names its product myelin-associated glycoprotein-like. Gene Ontology annotation, biological process: cell-cell adhesion. Gene Ontology annotation, molecular function: cell adhesion molecule binding. Gene Ontology annotation, cellular component: cell-cell junction. Lineage: Eukaryota; Metazoa; Echinodermata; Echinoidea; Camarodonta; Strongylocentrotidae. The transcript is spliced from 4 exons. The record is from RefSeq and is a predicted model, not a curated record. Bases 1 to 1089 code for a protein of 362 amino acids.